Molecule: messenger RNA, 1062 nt
Organism: Rhizophagus irregularis DAOM 181602=DAOM 197198
Lineage: Eukaryota; Fungi; Glomeromycota; Glomeromycetes; Glomerales; Glomeraceae
Source: RefSeq, a predicted model, not a curated record
AUGAAAUUGCAAGACUUUCGAGUGCGAGAAAUUACGAGGAAAGCACGUGAAGAGAUAAAGAGAUCUAAGAUAAAUAAGGAAAGUGUGUUAGAGGAUAAGGAACGAAUAAUAUGCAAGAAUUAUGAUGUAAUAGAUGGAUUAAGGAAAGAGAUUUUUAUGGAAAAAGAGGUUAUGUUGCGAACAAAGAAAUCAAGAUCCACUCCAAACAAAAACGGAAAGAAAACUAGUCGAUCAGCACGAAAAAAGAAAAUUGGUGGAACGAUCAAUAGAACAGAGGAAUUCGGAGAAAAUAUGGAAAGUAAGAAAUUUCAAGGAGAAUAUCGAGCUGAAAAACGAGAAAAGAAAAGGGACGUUGUUAAGGUCGAUAAUAAGAAGAUAGAAGAAGAGCGAAAAAAUGAUAGAGUUACUGGACCUUUAUUGGACACGCCACCACAAAGAGUUUUUUCAGAAUUGGGUGGCAUUAGUAUGUAUCAAAGUACAAAAAAGACCAAUGAAGAAGAGGUCGUGAAAAUUAUUAACGAUCAAAGAGAUGAAAUGAAGAACGUGCCGAAGAUGAAAAUUCCCUACGAACGUUAUACUGUGCUUUCACCACCGUUAUUAGGAUGGGAGACGAAGCGAGUAAAAGUUAAAAUUGGCGCUCACUAUAGUACAGCAAUAGCUAAAAAAAUCACAAAAAUCAUUGAUUAUCGUGGUAACGCAGCAGUAAUUCAGUUCUCCAUUCUCGCGUUCAAGGAGCUGGUGAACCAAACGGUUUUGAUUCGAACAGACAACACGACAUGUGUAGCCUAUAUCAAUCAUCAGGGCGGAUCUCUCAAAGAUCGCAGAGAAUUUGUGGACGUUGUGUUUGAAACGCAAUCUGAAACUAAUAGCGGAACAUAUUCCCGGCAUAAAAAAUGUGGAAGCGAAUCAAGCAUCAAGGAUGAUGCUCGAGAAGAACGAAUGGAAGUUACAUCGCAGAUUUUUCAUUUGUAUGUUAUUGUACGGGCGUGCUUAAUAAUGUCUGAAUCACACGAACACUUACUAGCUAAUCAUGAUAAAACACUUAAGACAAAAGGCCAAUAA